UACAACCACAGACAGUGCUUCGGAUCAACACAAUUGAAGUUGCUCCCAGAUUGACAUGAUGCUAUAUGUUUUGAAUUGUAAAUAAACGUUUGGUCAGUGAAUGUGGCACUGAAAUUGAGAACACGUGCUCAGUAUGAAAAUAUAAUGGGAAAACUUAUUUAUACACAACAUUUGGUAACUUUAAAGUUACUCUUUGUAAAUGUACCUUUUUUAUGUAGGCAGAUGUGCUUAUAUUGUACAUCUACAACAAUCUGUCAUAGGUCAAUUAUUUAUGAAUCUGUUAUGAAAUAGGUGAAAUGCAGGCACAGUUUCUCGCCUAUAUGACAAAUAGCCAUAUGAUAUGUUGCGGAGUUGAGAAACCUAGCUUGAAGACAGAAAAGAAGGAAACCUUGAGGUAUUCCAGCCUGGUCUCAUAUGCUAGACAUAAUAUAGUAAACGAACAUCUGAGACAACGUUUUCACACUUGGUCCCUUUCAGACAGUGUUUGUGAACUCAAUGUGGUUUAUUUAAUUUUGUUUUGUGCAGUGUGAACACUCCAAAAGAACUCAGACCCCUCAAAAGAGCCCCGAAGAGAUCCGAACUGGUCUGACUUCGCUUUGCUUGAAUUUUGUGUCUGGUUCCAUUUUUUUAGGACAAUGAACACCAAGCUCUCCAAAUUCGCUUGUCAUUCCUGCACCACACACUAGACUACUGCAACACUGUUUUCCCUGCCAUAAACCCUCACGUUGGUGUCACAAAAGACAAGACAAGAUGAGGAUGUGCAUGUUCGUGGGGAAAAACUGCUGUUUUAGGAUAUUGACUAGCGAUUGUCAAGGACUUUAAUUUUUGUUGAGAUAGAAAAAAAAACUAUAUGUGGUCUAUAGGCUAAGAGAGCUUCAUAAGCUGUUUAUUGAUUUUGGAGAUUGAAUAAUGUGAGAAGACAACAUAUUUGGUGAAAAUCACACCAUAGGGUAGGCAAUCUGUUCUUGCUCUUAAAAGGGCAGUAGCCUACCUUGGGUGUAAAAUUUUCAAUGACAGCAUUAUUCUGUAGUUACUCUAUUGCUAUGUAUUAUGUUACCAAUCAAAUUUACAUGUUAAUAGUAUCUUCUGAUUAUAAUUAAUGUCUAAUUUUUUAACUAAAUGCAAUCUAUUAGCUUCUAAAAUGUAAGUAGUUAUAUCUAGCUGUCCAGGAACACAUUUGGAUAAAAUGGCUUGUCCUGCACUUUGUAAAAACCCAGAGUGCAUGUUGGAAAAAGAUCUUGGUUCCUUUCUAAACAUAGCAAUGUGAAUGCAAAGAGGACUUGGCCCACAAAUAGAUGACGUGAACUGGCAAAAUAUUUGAGUCCUCAUUGAAAGGUCGGUUGUUACUGUCUUCGGAGGGUGAUUGGGCAGAGUGGACGUCUAGUAACCCAAAUGUUGCGUGUCUGAAUGUCAUCACGAGCAACAUUAGCAUUUUAGCUAAUUAGCAACUUUGCAACUACUUAGUAUGUUAGGUUAAAUUGUUAAGGUUAGCUAACCAUACGAAUUCUAAUACCUAACAUAUAAUAAAUGGAUAAUGGACAUCCACAAAUUAAUACAUACCAUACAUAACUUAUCAUACUAAUUUGAGGGCCAGGCUUUUUGUUUACUAUGUUACGUCUACCCCCUGAGUCCAGGUUGCUAUUCAGGAGUGUGGGUGCUGGUACAAUCUCGUAGAGCUCGGGGAACGCAUCGAAUAUGAAUUGGAAACUUUUUAUGGUUGCAUGUUGAAUUUGAUGACUAAUUUAACAACAUCCAAUGGAUAAAGAAACCAUGUCCACCAAUUUUGGUCUAUCAAGAACUUUGAAAAGGACAGGCAGUUUGUCAUCGAGAACGGUCAGGAUAGUGAUAUUGGGCCAAGCGGCUGUUGGCAAAACUGCAAUGGCUGUGCGCUUUAUCACUAGAAGAUUCAUUGGCGAGUAUGACCCAACGCUCGAGACCAUAUACAGACAUGAGAUGUCUAUUGGUGGUGAUGUGGUACACUUUGAAAUACUGGACACAGCAGGGCAGGAGGAAGAUGCCCUGCUGAUCGAAGAGAAGAUAAAGUGGGGAGAUGGAUUUGUGAUUGUGUACUCUGUAACAGACAGGUGUAGCUUUGACGAGGUCAUGCGCCUCUGUUUCCUCGUCAAUCACAUCCACUCCUCUUCAGGCGCCCGCAAGUGCAGCCCUGAGCCUCCUCCCAUAGUUAUUGUGGCCAACAAGAAGGACCUUGAGUUUGACCGAAUGGUGAGUACUGAGGAUGGAGAAGGCCUGUCACAGGGCCUAAAACUGCCCUUCCACGAGAUUUCAGUGCGUGACGGAUGGGAAGAGACAGCGGCCGUCUUUAGUGUUCUUUAUGGAGAUGUGAUCCAGCAACUUGACACUUCCCCAGCCUCAUUUCGCAGGAGAGCAGUUUCCAAGCUGAUGGAGAAGAUCCCCAGGAUCAACUCCAAUCCUCCUGGCCCCUCUGGCCGCAGCUUCAGCUUCAGCUCAUUCAGGGACUUCCUGCCUGACUGAGCCGGAUGGGUUGGGGCUCUGAACAGCGUCUGUGAUUUGGGUAUUCACAGGGGGAAAGUGAAACAUGUUGUUUUGGCAGCGUGCCUCUCUAGAAUAGCUGUGUUAGUGCUCUAUGGAAAGUGAUACACUUGGACACCUGGAUACCUGGAUAAGAGACUUGGACACAUUCGAUCAGAAGAUGGACCUAGCAACUACUGUAGAAUGUAAUUCUAUAAAUAUUUGUGGGGAUAAGAUUAAAAUCAAGCGUAAUAAGAGUAUUACAAUUCUGUUUGUAUUUUGAUGAGACAUGAACAACAAACUAAAUAUCAAAAACAUCUAGUAAUAAAAUGUAAAUAUUUGUUACAGUAUCAUGAGAAUAAAAUGAACAUUCUGCA
Oncorhynchus gorbuscha (pink salmon) is the source of this 2867-nucleotide messenger RNA. RefSeq names its product ras-related and estrogen-regulated growth inhibitor-like. The coding region runs from base 1756 to 2493 and encodes 245 amino acids. The record is from RefSeq and is a predicted model, not a curated record. NCBI's taxonomy places the organism in Eukaryota, Metazoa, Chordata, Actinopteri, Salmoniformes, Salmonidae. The transcript is spliced from 4 exons. Gene Ontology annotation, molecular function: GTPase activity; GTP binding.